Messenger RNA from Callithrix jacchus (white-tufted-ear marmoset), 3404 nucleotides. RefSeq names its product immunoglobulin lambda like polypeptide 1 (gene IGLL1). The record is from RefSeq and is a predicted model, not a curated record. NCBI's taxonomy places the organism in Eukaryota, Metazoa, Chordata, Mammalia, Primates, Cebidae.
AUUGUUUUUACUAUGUGUAAGAAAUAUCCCAAACAUGAAAAGAUUGCGUUGAUCAUAUGCACAUAUGUAGAAAAUUUUUACAGAGUGGAAAGAUUGUUAAAAGUGUGAUUUUUAUUUUCAGAAGUCAUAUACAUGUAAGCUACAAUUUUGAGUGCUUUAUAAACACUUGAGAUAUAUAAAUGAAAUUUUAAUUUCAUAACAACUUGUAAAAAUAAAAAAAAAACUUGUUGAAAACCCUUUUUCAACAUAUCCCUAAGCUCUAGGGGAAGAGGAGGGACUAACAACUCAAUGAAAAGACAGUCUCCAAUUUCUGAAUGGAAAAGCUACAGCUAAGAAAUCAAAUAAAAUGUCAUGGUUAAAAAAAAAAAAAAAAUCCAAAAAAAUUAGCCAAGCAUGAUGGGAGGCACCUGUAGAUCCCCCUGGCCGGGAGGCUGAGGCAGGAGAAUCACUCGAACCCAGGAGGCAGAAGCUGAAGUGAGCCGAGAUUGUGCCAUUGCUUUCUAGCCUGGGCAACAAGAGUGAAACUGCCUCAAAAAAAGAAGUGAAUGAUCUGGAGAUGGAUGGUGGUGAUAGCUGCAUGACACUGUGAAUGGAGUUAAUACUGCUGAACUGUGCACUUAAAAACGGUCAAGAUGGGCUGGGCAUGGUGGCUCAUGACUGUAAUCCCAGCACUUUGGGAGGCGGAGGCAGGAGGAUCACCUGAGGUCGAGAGUUCAAGACCAGCCUGAUCAACAUGGAGAAACCCUGUCUCUACUAAAAAUACAAGAUUAGCCGGGUGUGGUGGUAUGUGCCUGUAAUCCCAGUUACUUGGGAGGCUGAGGUGGGCGGAUCACUUGAGGUUGGGAGUUCGAGAUCAGCCUGACCAACAUGGAGAAAACUUGUCUCUACUAAAAGUACAAAAAAUCAUCUGGGGGUGGUGGCACACUUCUGUAAUCCCAGCUACUUGGGAGGCUGAGGCAGGAGAAUCACUUGAACCCGGGAGGCAGAGUUUGUGGUGAGCCAAGAUUGCACCAUUGCACUCCAGCCCUGGCAACAAGAGUGAAACUCCAUCUCCAAAAAAAAAAAAAAUACAAAAAUUAGCUGGGCAUGGUGGCCCGCGCCUGUAGUCCCAGCUAUUCGAGAGGCUGAGGCAGGAGAAUCACUUGAAGCAGGGAGGCAGAGGUUGCAGUGAGCUGAGAUCAUGCCACUGCACUCCAGUCUGGCGACACAGCAAGACUCCAUCUCAAAAAAAAAUAAACCAAUAAAUAAUAAUAAUAAUGUAUUAUACGCUGGAAAAUUGCUAAGAUUAGAUCUUCCAUGUUCUCACUACAAAAGCACAAGUCUGUGAGGUGACAGAUGUGGGAAUCAGCUUGAUUUAAUAAUUUUACAGUGUGACAAAACGUCACAUUGUAGAUGGUAAAUAUAUACAAUUUUAUUUGUCGAUUAUACCUUUAGAAGGGCGAGUGGUGUUUCUGUUUGUAAUGUGUUUCUGUGUGUGUCUGUGUGUGUGUCUCCGUGUCUCUGUGUGUCUCUGUGUUUGUGUGUCUCUUUGUAUGUGUGUCUCUGUGUGUGUGUCUCUGUGUGUGUGUCUCUGUUUGUGUGUCUCUGUGUUUGUGUGUCUCUGUGUCUCUGUAUGUGUGUCUGUGUGUGUGUUUGUCUGUGUCUCUGUGUGUGUCUGUGUGUGUGUCUCUGUGUGUGUCUGUGUGUGUGUCUCUGUGUGUGUCUCUGUGUAUGUGUGUCUCUGUGUCUCUGUGUGUGUGUCUGUGUGUGUCUGUGUGUGUGUGUCUCUGUGUGUCUCUGUGUAUGUGUGUCUCCGUGUGUUUCUCUGUGUGUGUGUGUUUCUCUGUGUUUGUGUGUCUCUGUAUGUGUGUCUCUGUGUGUCUGUGUCUGUGUGUGUGUGUUUGUGUGUCUGUGUGAUGUGAGGUGUGAGGUGCUGAACAUGGUGCCUUAACCAUCAUUUUCAUUCUUACCUCCUGAUUCCUUGACUUGAAUCGUGAGUGACUUCUGGCUAAACUCAAACUGUUUCCUCCUCUCUCACCACCCCUCCCUCCAGGGCUGGUUGGAAGAGCCCACCCAGGCCCCCUGAGUUCAAGCCCUGGGGGACUCCUACAGGGCAGGUCUCUGGACCCCAAGGAGGAUGUUCCACAGACCCAGGACGCCCUAGAGGAAGUGGGGAAGGAGGAAAGUCAGGUGCAUCACCUCCUGGGACCGGGACCCAAGCCCAUCCAGGGUGCAGGUGCCUCCAAAGGAAAGGCCUAGGGGAGGGUCUUGGGGGGCCAUGGUGCAGCCCACUUCCCUGUGUGACCUCAGCCUUUGCCGCCACUCUGCCUCUGGUGGGAGGUCCCUGAACAAAGCACCCAGGGCCCCAGGGGCAAGGCCAAGCUGACAGCUGUGGUGAGGGGCAGUUGAGCCCUGGAUCCGACCACAGCAGGGCGGUUGGCAGAUGUGCCUCUGUACGCAGGGGCAACGGCCAUGGACCCUGGAAGGGGCUGGUCUGGGGGCAGGGAUCAGAGGAUUCGGACGGGGCCACAUGGGCUGGGUGCACUGGGACAGCUGCUGCCAGCAAAAGGAACCAGGGCACCACUCUCCAGGGAGGCCACGCUGCAAGUCAGGCCACAGGGCCUCUGACCCUGAGGGCCGAUGAGGCCUGGGACAGGCCAGAGGGGCCAUGAGGCCCCUGGUGAGCCAGGCGCCGACCCCAGGCAGCGCUGGCCCCUGCUGUUGCUGGGUCUGGCUGUGGUAAGCCAUGGCCUGCUGCACCCAAUGGCUGCACUGCAGAGCCGGGCCCUGGGCCCUGGAGCCCCUGGAGGAAGCAGCCGGUCCAGCCUGAGGAGCCGGUGGGGCAGCAGGUUCCUGCUCCAGCAUGGCUCCUGGGCUGGCCCCAGGUGUUGGCCUCGGGAUGUUCAAUCCAGGCAGAAUUCACUGAGGCAUGUGUUUGGCAGCGGGACCCAGCUCAGCGUUUUAGGUCAGCCCAAGGCCACCCCCUGGGUCACUCUGUUCCCGCCCUCCUCUGAGGAGCUCCAAGCCAACAAGGCCACACUGGUGUGUCUCAUGAAUGACUUCUAUCCAGGAAUCUUGACGGUGAUCUGGAAGGCAGAUGGCACCCCCAUCACCCAGGGUGUGGAGACCACCACGCCCUCCAAACAGAGCAACAACAGGUAUGCGGCCAGCAGCUACCUGAGCCUGACGCCCGAGCAGUGGAGGUCCCGCAGCAGCUACAGCUGCCACGUUAUACACGAGGGGUGCACCGUGGAGAAGACAGUGGCCACUGCAGGAUGUCCUUAGGCCCCUAACCCUCACCCCACCCACAGGGGCGUGGAGCUGCAGGUUCCCAGGGAAGGGGUCUCUCCCUGCAUCCCAAGCCAUCCACGCUUCUUCCUGUACCCAGUAAACCCUCAAUAAAUGUUCUCUUUGUCCACCAGAAA